CUCUUUGAAAAGAAGUAGCGUCAGUGGUGUUUUUAUAUUUGAUUGGAAGAGCAGACGAAUUUUCCGGAAAUAUUCGAGUGUUACGAUAUACACACAUAUGUUUAUUAUCUAUGAAAAUAUAUGGCUAUAAAUAACGGCAAUUGUAUUGCAAUCAAUAGCAUAAAUACGUCAUUGCAACAAGUGCAUUUGUUUCAAGUUUAAGAGGAAUUGUGUUCAAAAUAUACAUAUCUGCAACAGAACCAAAUCGUCCAGGAGUAAUGGCAGCGAUAGAGAAACAGUCGUCGGAACAGCAUGAGGGCGAUGUCACUUGCCUAGCAUACUACAACAACCAGGUGUUUUCCGGCGGCGCCGAUGGGAAAAUCAAAAUUUGGGAUAAUGAUUUGAAUCUGAUUAAAUCGGUGGAUGCGCAUGACAGUUACAUAUAUGCGAUGGCGAUAAAUGCAAAUAACGGUAAACUUUACUCCAGCAGCUGUGAUGGUUAUGUGAAAUUUAUGGCACCACCCUACGAUGGAACGCAACAGCUUUUCUGCUGCGAAGAUGCCAUUCAAGCGAUGUACUGCGAUGGUGACAUUUUGUACACGGGCGAUGAGAAGGGCGUGGUUACGAAUUGGGUGGACGAUAAAAUCAGAUUCAAAUAUAAUCUGGUUGAAGAGGUCAAAUCGUUAGCGGCCGAGAAAUCGCUCGUUUAUACAGUUCGCGAUUUGGACGUCGUGGUGUCGGAUAUGAUUGCUGGCAAAUCGGGCAAAUACAGCAACAAGGCUGUGCUGCCGGGCAAAUCACCGUUAGCGCUGGUUGGUCCUGUCAUCAAUGACAAACGAUCUUUCCUUGUGUGCGCCGACCGAACCGGCAAAGGGUUGUCAUUCGUGAAGAAUCUGCCACAACAAAAAUUCGAAACUGUGUGGAAUUUACCGCACUGUCACGAAUUGAUCGUUCAGGCGAUUUGCGGAGACGAGAACUCAGUUUUUAGCGGCGGCUACGAUAAUAAGGUAAAAGGUUGGACCAACUUCGAACAGGCGACACCCACACCCCUUGGCGAAGUGGAGGUCGGCAGUUGUGUGAAUGCGCUGGUGUGUGGCGCGGACAAUCGGGUUUAUAUUGCCACAUCGGAUGGUUUCGUGCGUAGCGCCAAAUUUCUUUAAUAUUCAUAAUAGGGAAGAUGGAAAUCACAUUGGAAGAGACGCGUUUUUAUAUUAUAAUUCAUAAGUGACCUGAGUCCGAAUCUGUAUAUUAUAUUAACUGAAGCUGCUGAAA
Zeugodacus cucurbitae (melon fly) is the source of this 1251-nucleotide messenger RNA. RefSeq lists its product as uncharacterized. Bases 258 to 1139 code for a protein of 293 amino acids. Lineage: Eukaryota; Metazoa; Arthropoda; Insecta; Diptera; Tephritidae. Gene Ontology annotation, molecular function: protein binding. The transcript is spliced from 3 exons. The record is from RefSeq and is a predicted model, not a curated record.